UCCCGUGCUCUCUGAAUCUGUGAAGAGAUUGCUGACAGAGGUAGUCAUCAUCAUCAUCAUCAUCAUCAUGAUCAUCAAUAGGCAGUGUCUCUUUGAUUUCAGCACAUGGAUUGUCAUGUUUUCCCUGAGAUUAUUCCUGACCUCUGCACUGCCUCUGAAGGACAGUUGUGUGCUUGUGGGUCCAGAGAUCCCGGAUUAUCGAGUUCAAGGUGAAGCAGUUAUCAUCAGAUUCCCUUUUCUUGAAGAUGCGAUUAAUUACAGGAGACUGCGAGUGGACAACAGCUCAAGCUUCCAUGUCCAUCACCGCAGCCUGAGGAGUGAGAGGAUUGAAGGAGUGAUGCUGAGCGAGCGCAGGAUCCUGCUGCUCCCGUCUCACCCCUCACACUCGGGGACAUACACCUACAUCUUCAGGAGCAACACGUUCUGCCUCACUGGAAGUAUUACAGUAAUGAUCUACGAGGAAGAAGAGGCCAACAUUACUGUGAUGCCCUACACCGCACGCGCAGGAGAAGAUACAGAGAUCGUCUGUCCACAUUUAAAAUAUUUCAAAAGAUCAGAAAGUCCAAAGUGGUACAAGGAUUUUCAGAGCACAGCUCUCCCUAUCAGCAAAGGACAGUAUACAGUCAAGAGAGACAUAAUUCUGUCCAUCAAAAACAUCUCUGUGAAAGAUGAGGGCUUCUACACUUGUAGGCUAAGUGUGAUUUUCAACAAUACCCAGUAUAACGUGAGCAGGACCUGGAGAGUUCAAGUGACAAUCCCAGUAUCAGAAGCGGUCACCUCUAACAGUCUCAGUGCUUUCACAUCAUCAAGUCAUCCAUUCCCUUACAUUGUCUUUCCUGCUAAUGGAUCUUUCAUUGAAAGUCAUUUUGGUGCUCGUUUGGUGAUCCAAUGCAUGGUGUCUGUUGGAAACCAGCAAGCUCAGUCCACAAUUGUGACAUGGAUGGUUAAUAACCAGCCAGUUGAAAACUCUUACCUGGGUGGACGGGCUUUUCAGACAGAUAAGAGUCUCUCAGGCAAGCAUCUGGAGGUGCAGCUGGUUAUCUUUGAGCUUAUGGAAGAGGACAAUGGGACAGAAUUGAAAUGCAUAUGUCAAAAUGAAGACCAGAAACAGGAAGUUAUCACUCGAAUCAAACUUGAAGGCUCUGAGUCUGUGUGGUUGGUGGGAGCUGCAGCAUCCUCAUGUUUUAUUCUAGUGGUGUGUGUUUUUGCAUACCAUUUGUGCCAAAGGCCACAGAAACCAAGGGACUAUGUUCUGGCUCGACAGGACAGCACCAUAUGAAGAUGGCUUCUACUUUACAUCUUCAACAGUACACCGAUCUUCAUCAUGUUUUAGUUACUUUGAUCUUUGUGUUGAAUUGGUCUUUUGUUUUAAAUUUGUUUUCCUAGAUUUUGCCUCACAGUUCUCUCUCAAAAAGUUUUUGGGUGUUUCUUGUUUCUUGCAAUCAUUUCUCCCACAUACACAGGCACAUAUUUUUAGCAUUUGUUUGGUCUCUUCUGUUUGUAAAUUGGCAAGACUUGGUUCCUUGUAUUUUGCUUUAAAAUAAAGCAGAACUUGGAUCCAUAUAACUUCUGUUUUUGGGCUAUUAGUAGAACAUCUGUGCAGACUUCAGUUCUCAUCUUUUUUUGUGAAAAAAUUCUUAUAUGACAAAAUAUGGAAAAUUUGAUCAGAUGUUAGCAUGAUGUUAACAUCUGAUUUGGCCAUUAUUUGAUAUAUCUACAGCAGCCUGCCCCAUUAUGUCAGACAUAUAACACAUACUAUGACUCUUCCUCAGUUCCAAUCAUGUAAGUCAAGUUUAUUGUUCCGGUCCCACUUUAUAUUAGGUGGCCUUAACUACUAUGUACUUACAUAAAAAAA
This is a messenger RNA of Carassius auratus (goldfish), 1855 nucleotides long. Its product is annotated as interleukin-1 receptor type 2. The coding region runs from base 68 to 1279 and encodes 403 amino acids. The record is from RefSeq and is a predicted model, not a curated record. Lineage: Eukaryota; Metazoa; Chordata; Actinopteri; Cypriniformes; Cyprinidae. The transcript is spliced from 10 exons. Gene Ontology annotation, molecular function: interleukin-1 receptor activity.